AUGAUUCCCAUCAGCAUCGCGCCUGCAUCAGGCGCCCUUCCUUUUCUAGGUCUACUCCUGUCCAUCCUCACAUGGGUAGUAGUGAAAUGGCCAAUUCGCCGUAAAUCCAGCACACCUCAAAUACAACAACCGGAGAAAGAACUAUUCAUCAAACCACUUCCCAGCCCUCAUCCCAAUGAUCCGACUUCAAAUAAUCCCAAAUUGUAUCGCCCGUUCCGACAUGGGCCCAAUUUCAUUACAAUGGGAAUUCGCAAACUGCACUGGGACAACUGGAUUGAAAUGGAUUCCUACUUUCUUCGGUACCACGAUAUGAAAGCAGCGGAGUUGAAAAAGGAUUUCAAAGAACAUAUCAAAUAUGUCGAUAAUGCAGUCACCAAAGAUGCUUGUUUUGAGCUUAAUGAGGAAUUGGUCCGUCAUCUGACACAUCGUUAUCCCAAGACCUUCCGAUUAGAAGAAGGGAAAGUGCAUAAUAGCCUUACCGGGGAGGCGUUUCCAUUCCCGGCAGCAACCCCUGACGAGGCUCUCGCAACAUCAGCUCUGCUGGUUCAGGAUGACUUAGUGCUGAUGAUGAAAAAUGAUGAUGGAGAAUACCACCUCGACGCAGCCGCCGUCUGUCUUCCCGGCUUCUGGCGUCUUAGGGAGAAAUUCCGCAUGUCCCUAGAUACGCUUCACUUCGAAGCUGGCGUUCCUCAUUAUGCGGCCAAGUUACAAAAAGCCAUGAAUAAGUUCAUGCUAAAACUUACCCCGGACAAGCCAGUGGAGAGAAACAAUUUCUUCAUCCAGCUCGACGACGGACUCCACUGGUCACACCGCAUGGGCGAUCAACAAGGAACAGAAGUAGCAUCAUGGGCGACUGCCAACGGCAGAGACCUGACAAUUGACGAAAUCCACUUCCGCUCAGAAAGGCAGACACUACGUCGGCUGCCACGCUCGGGGGCGAUUUUGUUUACCAUUCGCACGUAUUUCGAACCUGUCACUAAAUUGGCUCAGGAGCCUCAUAUCCCUGGUCGAUUGGCGGAGGCUAUUCAGAAUUGGGAUGAGACUGUUUCUUACUAUAAAGGCAAGUCCAGUUGGGAUAAGAUUUUGAUGCCGUAUCUAGAUGAGCAGGAUCGUUUGCAGAAGGAGCAGGGACUUGUGGAGAGAGUUGAGGGUGAAUUCCCGUACUAA
Penicillium verrucosum is the source of this 1167-nucleotide messenger RNA. Its product is annotated as heme-dependent oxidative N-demethylase family protein. The coding region runs from base 1 to 1167 and encodes 388 amino acids. Lineage: Eukaryota; Fungi; Ascomycota; Eurotiomycetes; Eurotiales; Aspergillaceae. The record is from RefSeq and is a predicted model, not a curated record. The transcript is spliced from 5 exons.